GUCAGCAGGGAAAUGUACAGGGGUCAGCAGGGCAGUGUACAGGGGUCAGCAGGGCAGUGUACAGGGGUCAGCAGAGCAGUGUACAGGGGUCAGCAGAGCAGUGUACAGGGGUCAGCAGGGAAGUGUACAGGGGUCAGCAGGGCAGUGUACAGGGGUCAGCAGGGAAGUGUGCAGGGGUCAGCAGGGAAGUGUACAGAGGUCAGCAGGGCAGUGUACAGAGGUCGGCAGGGCAGUGUAGAGAGGUUGGCAGGGCAGUGUACAGGGGUCAGCAGAGCAGUGUACAGGGGUCGGCAGGGCAGUGUAGAGAGGUUGGCAGGGCAGUGUACAGGGGUCAGCAGGGCAGUGUACAGGGGUCAG
Messenger RNA from Staurois parvus, 357 nucleotides. Lineage: Eukaryota; Metazoa; Chordata; Amphibia; Anura; Ranidae. The record is from the annotation of a GenBank genome assembly.